Numida meleagris (helmeted guineafowl) is the source of this 4006-nucleotide messenger RNA. It is a transcript of the gene EGFLAM, whose product is annotated as EGF like, fibronectin type III and laminin G domains. The coding region runs from base 1 to 3081 and encodes 1026 amino acids. NCBI's taxonomy places the organism in Eukaryota, Metazoa, Chordata, Aves, Galliformes, Numididae. The transcript has 23 exons. The record is from RefSeq and is a predicted model, not a curated record. Gene Ontology annotation, molecular function: calcium ion binding; protein binding.
AUGGAGGUGCCGGGCCGCUGUCGCCUCGCCUCACUGCUGCUGCUGCUGGCUUCGUGCAUCGGCUGCACGGCCGCGCCGCGGAGGAGCAUCCCCCGGCGGCAAGAUAGACUGGGACCUCCUCUAGACAUAGUGCUAGAUUCGCUGAACUGCACAGCUUUCAGUGUGCAAUGGAGGAUGCCAAAGCAGCACGCAAGCACCAUCACAGGAUAUACAGUCUUCUAUUCAGAGGUUGAAGGUGACAAAGCAGUUAAGCAGCUCUCACACGAUGUUCCCCUGAGCCUGGAUAUGCUGAGCAUGGGUCAGCUUGAAGGACAAGCAAUUUUUGAAGUUGUUAUUGGAGAUUUGAAACCUGGCACCCCACAUCGCGUUAGCGUUGGAGCCUAUGGCUGGGCAGGGAAGGGACGACCCAGCAUGCCCAGAGAUGUCACAACCUUAUCCCAAGAUAACUGCAUGCCCCCUGCACCACCCUAUCAGCCCCAGAUUGUUGUUGUUUCUGAUUCAGAAGUUGCAUUAUCCUGGAAACCUGGGGACGGUGAAGGAAGCUCUCCCAUACAGUACUACAUGGUGGAGUUUAUCAGACCAGACCUUGACAGCAAUUGGACGGUAAUAAGAGAGCAGAUCCAGAUGGAGUCGAUGGUGCUCAAGGGACUUCUCCCAAAUACCAAGUAUCAGUUUGCCAUACGAGCAGCAAACUCCUAUGGAUCCAGCCCCGCCAGCACGCCGAGCGAUGUUGUCCGAACAUUCAGUUCUGAAGAGUUAGGAAGUGGAAGUUAUGGACAUCGUUAUAUCACAGAAACAGUCAAUGGUGAUGAUGAUGGAUUUGAUGUGGAUGACUCAGACUAUGACAUUUACAUAGAAGAGCUCAGACCGCUUCCUGCUAUCAAAGGAGGAAACAGAAAAUUUCUGGUUGAAACCAAGGUCGUGCCAGGGUCUAGCUCCAGGCUGCUGUCACGUGUCCUUACAACCACUUCUGAGCCCACCACUUCCACUCCCACCACCACACGACCUUCCACCACGGCCAGGGUGACAACAGCCAGGGCCAUGAGAAGGGGCAGCAUGUCCUCUGUCCCACGCCUCUUUGAUCUCUCCUGUGAUGAGACCAUCUGUUCUGCAGACAGCUUUUGUGUCAAUGACUAUGACCAAGGAGGCUCACGCUGCCACUGCAACUUGGGGAAAGGAGGGGAGACAUGCACAGAAGAUAUUACUAUUCAGUAUCCUCAGUUCUAUGGCUACUCAUAUAUUACCUUUGAACCACUGAAAAACUCCUAUCAGACAUUUCAAAUUACCCUUGAAUUCAGGGCUGAAUCAGAAGACGGUUUGCUGCUCUACUGUGGGGAAAAUGAACAUGGCCGUGGCGAUUUUAUGUCUCUGGCAAUCAUCCGACGGAGCAUCCAGUUCAGGUUUAACUGUGGCACUGGAGUUGCAGUCAUAACAAGUGAAAACAAAAUCAAACUGGGGAACUGGCACAGUGUCACGGUCUUCAGAGACGGGCUGAAUGGCUGGCUCAGGAUGGAUAAUGACGCUCCAGUCACAGGAAAAUCUCAGGGCCAAUAUAGUAAGAUUACCUUCCGGACUCCCUUCUACGUUGGCGGUGCCCCCAGUGUGUAUUGGCUGGUCAGAGCCACAGGCACCAACCGUGGAUUUCAGGGCUGUGUUCAGUUGCUCAGCAUUAAUGGGAAAAUGAUUGAUAUGAGACCCUGGCCUUUAGGGAAAGCUCUCAGUGGUGCUGAUGUAGGUGAAUGCAGCAGUGGAAUCUGUGACGAGGCAUCCUGCAUCAACAGCGGUACCUGCACUGCGAGCAAAGCAGACUCGUAUAUUUGCCUUUGCCCUCUUGGAUUUAAAGGUCACCACUGUGAAGAAGCACUCGCCUUGGCCAUACCUCAGUUCAACGAAUCCUUAAGAUCAUUUGCUAGCACACCCUGGCCCUUGGAACCACAGAACUAUCUUUCCUUCAUGGAGUUUGAGAUGACAUUUCGUCCAGAUUUAGAGACUGGUGUCCUUUUGUACAGCUAUGACACAAACAGCAAGGAUUUCCUCUCCAUCAAUAUGGUGGCUGGUUACGUGGAGUUCAGAUUUGAUUGCGGCUCAGGAACGGCAGUCAUCAGGAGUGAAGAACCUGUCAGUCUGGGUCAGUGGCAUGAGCUGCGAGUUUCUCGCACUGCGAAGAAUGGUAUCCUACAAGUGGACAAACAAAAGCCAGUAGAAGGCAUGGCAGAGGGGGCUUUCACACAGAUUAAGUGCAGCUCCGAGAUAUUUCUUGGUGGAGUCCCCAGUUAUGACACGGUGAAGAAGAACUCUGGGAUCCUUAGACCCUUCAGUGGGAGCAUUCAAAAGAUUAUUCUGAAUGACCGAACAAUUGAUGUGAAGCAGGAUUUCACUUUUGGAGUCAACCUGGUAAAUGCUGCCCACCCCUGUGUGAGCUCACCAUGUGCAAAUGGAGGCAGCUGUGUUCCCAAGAAGGACAGUUACGAAUGUGACUGUCCCCUGGGGUUCGAUGGACAGCAUUGCCAGAAAGCCAUUACAGAAGCAAUUGAAAUCCCACAAUUUAUUGGUCGUAGUUACCUCAUAUAUGAUAAUCCAGACAUCCUGAAAAGGGUAUCAGGAUCAAGAACAAAUGUUUUCAUGAGGUUUAAAACCACCAUGAAGGAAGGUCUUUUAUUGUGGAGGGGAGACAGUCCUAUGCGACCUAAUAGUGAUUUCAUUUCUCUUGGCCUCCAAGAAGGAGCAUUAAUGUUCAGCUACAACUUAGGCAGUGGCGUUGCUUCCAUAGUGGUAAAUGGCUCCUUCAGCGAUGGCCGAUGGCACCGUGUCAAGGCUGUUAGAGAUGGGCAGUCUGGCAAGGUAACUGUGGAUGAUUAUGGAGCCAGGACUGGUAAAUCCCCUGGAAAAAUGAGGCAGCUAAACAUCAAUGGAGAUCUCUAUGUAGGAGGCAUGAAAGAGAUAGCCCUGCACACCAACAGGCAGUACCUGCGUGGGCUGGUGGGCUGCAUCUCACACCUCACUCUGUCAACUGACUACCACAUCUCACUGGUGGAGGAUGCGGCCGAUGGGAAGAACAUCAACACCUGUGGGACCAAGUGACAAGAGAAGAGCCCGGGUGGCGAGGACCUGUCCUGUGCUUGUGUGUGCAGCUGAAAGCCAGCUGCCUGCUGCAGCCCUCGACGGCCGGGCCACAGUUGCCAUCCGGGAAGAUGACAGAGCCAAAGGGGAUACCCUAAAAAACAUUUUCCCUCUCCUUUCCUCUGCUGACCAGACCAAACGGAGUGUUUUAUAUAGGAGCCGUCCCUUUUCCCGCUGCGUGUUUAGUGAGCGCUAAAGAUUGUGUGUUGGUGCAAAAGGCAAAAAACUGUGUGAUGUUGUAAGUAGCUCAGUGGCUGUGUUGUGGUCCAUUGGUAUCUUUUUUAUGUCAAAAAGAGCAGUCUUUAAACACCUGCAUUCAUUCCAUCUUGCAGUGGUACAAUAACUAUAUUGUGCAACAAAAACACAAGCAGAAAACGUAUCUGUGCAUUCAGAUGUAUGUCUCCAUAUACGUACUUCUCUGAUUUAGCUAAGUUAUGUUUCAUCCUGUGUAAAUAACACCUGCAGUGGCUGGUUUCAAAAUGUUGUUGUUUGUUGAGGAGGAAGGUUCUUAAAGUCUACUUUUUUACUACAAGCAACAAAAUACAAUGGACCAAUUUUGUAGAAGUAAUUUUAUACUUUGAUAUUUUUUAUAGCAGCAGCAGACCUGCUUAUGUGGUAUAACUUUUAACAUUUAAGUGUACUACACAAUUAGCUCUUUGCACACUUUUCAAAAAACAGAAAAGUGACCUGUGGUUUCAGCUGGUUAUACAGAAGGAUCGAUAUUAUACAGUUUUUGUUGGGGAUAUUUGUGAAUUAUAAUCAAUUUUAAAUCUCUUUUUUUUGUUGUUUGUUUUGUUUUGUAAAUUUUGACAGCUUAAAAUUGUACAUUAUGAAGUUUUCCUGGCUGAACAGAUUAAAAGUUUAGGAGAAAAGAGAUUAAACUUUU